Molecule: messenger RNA, 2214 nt
Organism: [Candida] anglica
Lineage: Eukaryota; Fungi; Ascomycota; Pichiomycetes; Serinales; Debaryomycetaceae
Source: the annotation of a GenBank genome assembly
AUGUCAUACCGGUCUAACUCUUAUCCCAGCAUAGUGGGGCCGGCUCCCAAAUCUUCGGCCUCGCCCUUAGCUUCUUUGACUGGUAACAUAAAUGCCCCUUCGGCAGCCCCGACAUCCAUUCCUUCUAUAGCAACACGGGUGACCCGUGUGGCCUCGUUGGGCCCCUCUGAAGUCCACCCCCAUCAUCAAAUACUUCCACCAGUAUAUUCGCUGAAUUCCCCUGUCAAUGGAGGCAUCCCCUCUGUUUCAGUCACAGGAGUCUCAACACCAGCUCCUCCCCAUCCUCCUACUACCACGACUAUCAACCCACCCGUCUCGUCUGCCAACACUCCAGCUGCAUCGGCCCCAAAGGGGACCCAAACGGUGUUUAUCCAUAAACUUUAUGAUAUGCUUAAUGACCCUACGAUAGAACAUCUCAUUUGGUGGCUUCCUCCUAAGAACGACUCGUUUUGUCUUCUGCCCGGUGAAGAGUUUUCCAAGGCUCUCGCCCAGUACUUCAAGCACACAAACAUUGCCUCAUUCAUUCGUCAGUUGAACAUGUAUGGCUUCCAUAAGGUGAAUGAUUCAUUCCAAGAAGACAACUCUCUGACACCUGCCGAUCAAUCCCCAGGUGGGCAACCUUCGGCCUCUGUUUCUGCCUCGGCUUCAUCUACAGCCCCUCCACUGGCACCACAGUCCCGCUCCCAGCUGGGCUCUGGUCCAUCCCGGUGGGAGUUCAGACACUCUACGAACCAGUUCCGUAAAGGGGACGUCGAGUCACUUAAACUUAUCAAACGUCGGUCUUCGAAGAAUGUAAAUUCCCACAAGGAGAUUGUUAACUUGAAAUCUAUUCCAACCUCAAACCCAGGUGAUGAAUAUUUGGACUAUAUAGAUCGUCAUCAACCCCAGACACCACAGCACUCACAUCAACAGCACCAACAGUCACAUCAGCCGGCCCUGGGACUGCUGGGCCAUGUACAGUAUUUCACGGGUGUUCCUCAGGGGAUGCCUCACAUGCCUCCUCAGGGGAUGCCGCAAGGUAUGUCGCAGGGGAUUGGUCCUCCACCUCCACCACCUCCUCCUGCUCCUCCUGCUCCACAGCCACAGGGGCUUGGACUUCAACAUCCGGGGGCUUCAGUGACCCCAGGUCCACCUCCUGGAUCGGCACAAAAUGCAGCUGCCCCACCAUCGGUGUUUUACCAGCUUCAGGAGAUUUCAAACACUCUUCAAACGCUUAGAAGUGACUUUGCCUCUCUCUCAGCGAAAUAUGAUUCUGUCAAUCAAGAGAUGCGUAAAUCAAAUCUUGAUAUGGUUCAUCUUAUUGAGUUUAUUGAAAAGAUGCCAAAGUCUACCCCUGUGCAAUCUACAUCGGUACCGGUCAUUGAUAGAUCGAAAAUGAAGACCCCUGUUGGACAUGCUGGCCACGCCUUAGAUUUGGAUUCUACCACCUCGCCAUUGUCAAAGGGUUCAGGUGUAGGACCUGCUGGCGCUGGUCCAGGCCCUGCUUCUGGGGUUUCAUUUGAAUAUGAACUCUCCAAACUCAAAUCUUCACUCCUUCAACGGUCAAGUAUCACUCUGCGGAACUCUUCAUCGGCCAAUGCCCAACAAAACAUAGUCCCACAACCAUAUCCAUUAAAUCCACACUACACCAUCCACCAUCCUCACUUGAAGAUGGACCCACAUGAACGUCAUUUAUCGGUUUUAAUGGACCCGUUACAAGUUCCUGUCCCAUCACGUCAUAACCUGCGGUCAAUCUUGUUACCUUUAGAACAACAACAGCAACAACAAGGACCACUGCUGACAUCAUUCCCACCACCUACUGGACUGCCAUGUGGAUCAGGCGGAGGAGGACCUCCAGGGCAAGCAGCUCCUGACUACACUACUCCUCCAGCUAUACGUUCUUACCAACAAUAUCCAUUCCCCAACACACAAGAAAAGGCUGAAAAGAAAACAUCCACUUCUGCUCCAGGUAGUUUUAGUGGACUGUCUUCAACCGGGGAAGUUCCUCCCAGAUCGGUACCGAAGCAAUCUGCCUCUUUUAACUUGGGUAGUCUGGCUAUCACAGAAUUCAGUUCCGAACGGUCAACCAACCAACUUCCCUCCGUUUCUGAGCUUGAUCAAUCACUCAAGGUUGGAAACUCGCCCGUUUACAGCCUUUUGAACUCUGACCGUCCAACCAUCAGAAAAGUUCGUUCUGACGACGAGGACAUGCGUUUUAAGCGCAGACGCGUCUGA